Messenger RNA from Rhineura floridana, 1471 nucleotides. It is a transcript of the gene NDFIP1, whose product is annotated as Nedd4 family interacting protein 1. The transcript is spliced from 8 exons. Gene Ontology annotation, biological process: positive regulation of protein ubiquitination; ubiquitin-dependent protein catabolic process; vacuolar transport. The coding region runs from base 291 to 944 and encodes 217 amino acids. Lineage: Eukaryota; Metazoa; Chordata; Lepidosauria; Squamata; Rhineuridae. Gene Ontology annotation, molecular function: WW domain binding. The record is from RefSeq and is a predicted model, not a curated record. Gene Ontology annotation, cellular component: endoplasmic reticulum; perinuclear region of cytoplasm; Golgi apparatus.
GGAGCAGCACAAGAGCAGCUGCCUGAAGGAAGAGGAGGAGGAGGAGUGUGACGGAGGAAAGGGAGGAGGAAGAGAAGGGGUUGGCGCUUGAGCAGGCAGCGGCGGCGGAAGCGGCGAGUGACCCAGCUGGCUGCCACCCUCCUCCGCCCCCAAGUCCAGCACUGGCAGCGCCCAGUGGGGGAGGGGAGUCAGCGCGAGCCGUCCCCAGCGGGGCCCCCGCCCGGUCUCUCUGCACCCGGCACACCAGAGUAAUUCUAAUCGGCUCACUCGCUCGGUCCUUGCCCAGUGCCAUGGCGGCGGCAGCCGAGGCCAGCAAUAGCAGCAGCGGUGGUGGCCGAUACCAGCAGAACGAGGAAGAGCUUGGUGAGAAUCUACAAAUUGUAAAUGAUUUCCCACCACCUUACAGCAGCAUUUCUGGGGAGAACUCAGUGUAUUUUGACUACAAAGAUGAGGCUGGGUUUCCUAAUCCCCCUUCUUAUAAUGUAGCCACAACACUGCCUACUUAUGAUGAAGCAGAAAGAACUAAGGCAGAAGCUACCAUUCCCUUAGUUCCUGGGAGGGAGGAGGACUUUGUGGCACGAGAUGACUUCGAUGAUUCUGACCAGCUGAGGAUAGGAAAUGAUGGCAUUUUCAUGCUGACAUUCUUCAUGGCAUUCCUUUUCAACUGGAUUGGAUUCUUUCUCUCUUUCUGCCUGACUACCUCAGCAGCAGGGAGAUAUGGGGCCAUUUCUGGGUUUGGUCUGUCUCUCAUUAAGUGGAUCCUGAUUGUUAGGUUCUCCACCUAUUUCCCUGGUUACUUUGAUGGGCAGUACUGGUUGUGGUGGGUGUUCCUUGUAUUAGGUUUCCUCCUGUUUCUCAGAGGAUUUAUCAAUUAUGCAAAAGUUCGGAAGAUGCCAGAUACAUUUUCUACUCUUCCCAGGACUAGAGUUCUCUUUAUUUACUAAAGACUGAUGUUUUCUGGCAACAUUUUCCUGCAUUUAUGAGUCCUUCCUUAAGUGGACACCUGCAGGAAGUAAAUCAAGACUCAACACAGAAGGAAAAAACUAAUCACCUGCUUUAAAAUAAAUAAAGUACUGUUGGGGGAAAAAAGGAGGAUUUCUUUCUAUUUGUUUCUAGAUGUAAAAUUUUAAUAGUUUAAUGCAGAACUCCCGUAAUCAUUGAAUCAUUAGUGGCUAAUGUUUGAAAUGGCUCUUGCAAUCAAGUCUGUGAUGUUACUAAUAAUGCCUUAUAUAGUAUUUGUAGUUCUUUAAAUAGCAUGAGCUAUUACCCUGUAGCCAGAAGGGGUCAGUCUUGCUUUUUGUUCUCCUUCUUAAAAUUGAACUUGGAAUAUGUUUUCUUAGUGUAAGAUAAGUAAUAAUGCUGGCCAUUGUGAAGGGGUGUUCUUGGGACUUUAGAAACUUGUUUUGACUGUAUUUCUGCACAUAAUAUGUAUCUGUUGUUAAAAUAAAAUGAAAAUAACCUGGAAAUAAAA